AUAGUACAAGUUUAACACUUUCUCAGUGAUCAAUUAUCGGAAAAUAAUAUGGAAAAUUAUUUCAAUAUUACUGAUGUUACAAGUUUUUGGGCUCAUAGUCAGGUUCAACUACAUGAGGCCUUUAUUAAUCGUGAUAUUUUCAAAUUUCGUAGCGCCUUAAAACAAGGAGCUAACCCUUUAGCAACAAUACCUACUGAGCAAGAUGUGUGUGUCUUGUUUAAGGCUUUGCAAACGUCUGGUUGUUCGUUAUUUGUAGAGGCCUGCAUGCGUUGCUCGCAUAAACCAACAAAUCUAAACGAUUUUUAUAAAAAAGCUAUACAUUUUGCAUGCGCUUCGGAAGAUUGUGAACUUUUAUUAACGCUUUAUCGCUCAAGUGAUGUUAAAAUCAGACGUAAAUAUUUUACUUUAUUUGCCCUUACCAGCUUGGCUUGGAAUUGGGGCAUUUCACAAAAUGUACCCGAUCAGGAGGAAAUGACUCCUUUACAUUAUGUGGUGAUAAAUAAUAAUCUAAAUGAAGACAUACGACGUAAAAUCGUUAAAAUGUUUUUGUCUCAAAGUAACAUCGAUAUUGAUACCUUUCGGGGGGGUGAGUUAAGAAGAAUAUUAGAAAGGAAAUAUCCUGAUGUGUUAAUGCCCAUGAAGAUAACAACAGUUCAAUCUUUAAAGAAUCGUUUAAUAGCGGGAAAUUUGGAUUUAUUUGUACAACAGUAUACGAAUAAUCUUAAUAAUAUUAACGAGAAUGAAAAGUGGGAAUUAUUAUUGGAAUCUAUAAUACGAGAAGCCCACAAAGCCUUUGUGGUAAUCUUAUCUAGUGGCGUCAACUAUAAUAAAGAGGCAGAUUUUUCAAACGCUCAUAUUCACAGCAAUACUGGUAAUAGUUCAUUGUCUGAACAUUACGAAAUUCCUAUGACAAAUUUUACGGCCUUUCAGGUGGCCUGUAAAUCGGGCAAUACUUAUGCCUUGGAAAAACUUUUACAAAUGCCUGAUAUAAGAAUUGAUGACAAUACUUUACAGCAAUUUAUACCUUUAAUGAUAUAUCAUGUUAAAUUUUCGGUUUCACUUUAUCAGAACUAUUGGGAUUGUUUUCAAUUGUUAUUGGAUUCCGGUAAGAUCGACAUCAAUUCUAUAGAUCAACAUAAACGCACCGCUCUUCAUUAUGCCAUAGAAUAUCAAAAGGAUGAAUUGAUAAAAAUACUUUUGAAAAAAGGAGCUUAUAUUAAUGUGGGUAAGGGUGAACAUGAGCUACCUCUAAAUAGUCUACAACCCUCAUUAUUGGAACAACAUUUGGAUGACUGUAUAACCUCGAAUAAUCUUAAUUUGGGCGAAAAAGCUUAUGAAAUAAAAAUAAGUUUUAAGAAUUUUAUAACUUCCCAGCAAAGGUGUGAAAAGAAAUUGAAAGAAGUUUUAACGCCCAUCCAAUGUAUGGUCAAGUCCAAAGAACAUUGCUAUCUGCUGCAACAUCCAGUUAUAUCUAGUAUUUUACAUCUUAAAUGGCAAAAAGUCUCUCAGAUAUUCUAUAUAAACUUUCUACUCAGUUUGUUCUUUAUCGCCUCCAUUAUAGCUUAUAUAGUCUUGAACUUUAGUGAGACAAAGCAUGGAACUGCUUUAAAUAUUUCCUACAUCUGUAGCUGUUUGGGCAUUACUUAUUUGCUUCUAAGGGAAUGUUUACAAUUUAUAUUAGCUCCCUGUAAGUAUUUGAAGUCGUUUACCAAUUAUUUGGAAAUAUUGUUGAUAAUAUUCUCCAUAUUAAUUUGUUACUAUAAAAAUCGGGACUUGGAGGUGGCUUGUAUUUUACUCUUAGCCUUUGAGUUGCUUUCCUUAGUGGGUUCUCUGCCCAUUGAUUCCAUUUCUACUCACAUGCUAAUGCUAAAAACAGUAUCGAAAAGUUUUGCCAAAUGUUUUCUCUUUUACUCGAUUUUCUUAUUCACUUUUACUUUGUGUUUCUAUAUCAAAAGUGAUGAAGCCUCUAAGGAGAAAAAAUCCGUCAAUAGAUUUUCUGAUCCUUUGUUGGCCUUCUUCAAAACGAUUGUCAUGUUUAUUGGAGAGAUUGAUGCCGAAGAUUUAAAUCUCAACUCGGGCUUUAAUUGUUUACUUUUUCUAUCCUUCAUUUUCUUUAUGACCAUUAUUUUGUUUAAUCUUCUUAAUGGUCUGGCGGUAAGUGAUACCCAAGCCAUUCGUAAUCAAGCCGAAUUGAAUGGUGUUAUUUGUCGCAGCAACUUGUUGUCGGGUCUUGAAAAUGUCUACAUCAAAUGGUCUGAAUUCAUUUGCUGUAUGUAUAAUCCUUUUGAUUUCGUCCCUAACUACACCACCGAUAUUGAGGUCAUCUUUCGGCCCAAUGAUAAAAAUAAAAUUAUCAGUCAUAAAACUAUUUCUUCUUCAUUCCAUAACUGGUUUCAUUAUCUCUCCAAUAGAUGCCCUACCAUGGAUAAGCAUACGUCUGUACGAGCUUUGGCCAUUUUAAAGAGAAAAUCUGCUAAGAAUGAAAAAGUCAUUAGGGAUGAGAAACUUAAUUUAAUUUUAAAAAAGUUGUCAUUUAAAAAUUAAAAAAUUUAUAAGCAAAUAAU
Lucilia sericata (common green bottle fly) is the source of this 2564-nucleotide messenger RNA. Its product is annotated as transient receptor potential cation channel protein painless-like. The coding region runs from base 49 to 2544 and encodes 831 amino acids. Gene Ontology annotation, molecular function: protein binding; monoatomic ion channel activity. NCBI's taxonomy places the organism in Eukaryota, Metazoa, Arthropoda, Insecta, Diptera, Calliphoridae. The record is from RefSeq and is a predicted model, not a curated record. Gene Ontology annotation, cellular component: membrane. Gene Ontology annotation, biological process: monoatomic ion transport; transmembrane transport. The transcript is spliced from 3 exons.